This is a messenger RNA of Cryptococcus wingfieldii CBS 7118, 714 nucleotides long. RefSeq lists its product as hypothetical. The transcript has 6 exons. The record is from RefSeq and is a predicted model, not a curated record. Lineage: Eukaryota; Fungi; Basidiomycota; Tremellomycetes; Tremellales; Cryptococcaceae. The coding region runs from base 1 to 714 and encodes 237 amino acids.
AUGAGUUUCAUCCCACUCUUGACCACAGGACUCAAAGUCUUUGCUUGUUUCUGGGCGCUUAUCACCUUCUCGGUAGCUGCUGCCUUUAUUUCCAAAGCCAAUGAUUUCUUUGGAAGCAGCUAUGUACAGGCGACAAAGCUGACCGCUGGAAAUGCCAUCAUUGCUGCUGGUGUGCUCGCCUUCUUUCUGGUCUUGACAGUCGCAAGCCCCAACAACAUCUUCAUCUCCGUAAUGCUGGACGCCGUCUUUUUGGGUGCCCAGUUCAUCUUCUUCUUGGGAUCUGCCGCUGCGUUGUCCACUCUGGCGGCAUUGACCCGCCGAUCUGAUAUGUAUACCUGGGCCAAAUUGGGCGAAGCCACACUUGGUCUUGCUUGGGUCAUGACGUUCUUGCUCUUGGGAAUCCUCGUGUUGGAAGUCGCCUACACCCUCACCCACUUUGGCGGCGGGUACGCCACCUGGCGAACGCCCUUCAAUCAGCUCGUGGCGUACGGCACCGGUGCGCAUACCAAACAUCACACGCCUGCAGCGCCCAUGGCCACCGUCAGCCAUGCUCCUACGGCCACUACUGGCACCCACGCUCCUGGAUCCCACAUCUCACCGGGGGUCGGUACAGGCGUCAACGAGCACAACUACCAGUUGGCACCUCCACAGCCGCGAGAGGCAGGGGGUACUCAUCUUGGUACAGUAAACCCGACGGCUGCGAACCGAGUGUGA